AUGCGUCUCUCGUUUGCCCUUGCUGCUAUAAUUCCGGUUGCUGCCUCCGCGGCAGCCGUUCAGGUCAAAGUCGGUCCCAAUAAUAUGCUCGCGCUCGAUCCUUCAAAAGUCAUGGCAGCGACAGGUGAUACUCUUGCCUUCGUUUUCCAAAUGCAUAAGAACCACGCGGCUGCGAAAACUACGGCCACAGGAGCACCCCGAGCAGCACCACCCUCUGGCCCACCACCCUCUGGCCCACCUCCCCCUGGCUCACCACCCCCUGGCCCACCACCCUCUGGCCCACCACCCUCCGGAGCACCACCCUCCGGAGCACCACCCUCCGGAGCACCACCUUCUGGAGCACCAUCUUCUGGAGCACCACCGUCCGGGGCUGUACCCUCUGGCGUUCCUCCCUCUGGUGCUGCACCCGCUUCAGCUGCACCCUCCGGAGUUGCGCCCACCACAAAUGCGCCCUCUGGUGGUGCACCCUCUUCAGCUGCACCCGCUGGAGCUGCACCAUCCGGCGCUCCUCCCUCUGGCGCUCCUCCCGCUGGUGCUCCUCCCUCUGGUGCUGCACCCGCUUCAGCUGCACCCUCCGACACUCCUCCCUCCGGCGCUCCUCCCUCCGACACUCCUCCCUCUGGCGCUCCUCCCUCUGGCGCUCCUUUCUCUGGAGCACAACCUGAUAGCGGUCCUCUUUCAAGCGCUUCUCUCUCUGAAGCAGCACCCUCUGGAGUUUCCGGGGCAGCAUUACCCUCUGUUGGGGCUGAGGCGCCCACAGGUCUUUCGAGUGGCGCACUCAACGCACCUACCCAUACGGGCUCAGCUGCUGCCACGAGUAGCACAGCGCAGGGAAAUGGUGCGCCUCGAAUGGGUGGCAGCUUCCCGAAUAUCCUGGCUAUCGUUGGUCUUCUGGCUGGUCUGACGUUGUAUAUUUAA
Molecule: messenger RNA, 918 nt
Organism: Laccaria bicolor S238N-H82
Lineage: Eukaryota; Fungi; Basidiomycota; Agaricomycetes; Agaricales; Hydnangiaceae
Exons: 4
Coding region: 1-918 (305 amino acids)
Source: RefSeq, a predicted model, not a curated record